This is a messenger RNA of Aegilops tauschii subsp. strangulata, 2319 nucleotides long. RefSeq lists its product as uncharacterized. Lineage: Eukaryota; Viridiplantae; Streptophyta; Magnoliopsida; Poales; Poaceae. The record is from RefSeq and is a predicted model, not a curated record.
UUAUCUCGCGUGAGCUACCCGGCUGCUUCGUCCGACCCCGUACCCUUCCUCUCCUUCGCAUCUUUUUCCUCUUCCUUCUGUCUCCUUCGCAUCUCUCCCCGCACCGCCGCCGACUGCUUCUUCUUCGUUUCCAUCGGAUCCACGUGCUGGCUUCUUCUUCGUUUGGAUCGAUUCCCCACGGCGGCUUCUUCUUCGUCUCCCUUAUUUUUCUGGUUGGAACCCUAGGCGGAGGCCGGCGCUAGGUUUUGGAUCAAACCCUAGCCGGAGAUCGCCAUAGAUUCAGAUGUACCAGAUGGUAUUCAAGAUGCGCAAGACGAAGAUAUACAGCAGGUGGAUGCAAGGGGUCUUUGUGAUGACCAAGGCGCAAAAGAAGGAGGUGGGGUUGGCCAAGUUGAAGAACUAGAAAGGGAGGAACCAACUGAAUAUCCUUCACGAGGUCUCCGCAAUGACUCAGGUGCCCGAGUGUUCCCUAGGAAGUUAUGCAAGCCUACAUACAUUACCAGACUGUCUUUCAAGCGUUGGAAUAAAACUGUUAAGAAGUUUAGUGACAUUCAGUUAGGCCAUGUGACAAAGUACAAAAUGGAAGUUGUGCUUCAUAUGCCAAAGAAACUUAUUUUCCAAUGAAUCUGCUUGAAUGGAUAGAUCAGCAUAUGUUUGGAAGUAAAGAGCCGUGUUUCAAGCAUAAGAAUAAAGUUAUCAAGAUUACUAAUGAUAUGGUCAACAAAAUUUUCGAUUUCCCUGGUGGCACUGAGCCUUUUAUAUUCAGUAGUGACGAUCCCUAAGUGAAGGCAGAGGUUUCAGAGUUAAGGAACAAGUAUGUUGAUCAUCGGAACAAAAUGCCAAUCAACAAAAUAGAGGAGUUGAUGCUUAGUGACGAGACAGAAGAUGAUUUUAUCAGGAGCUUCACAUUUUAUUUCCUAUCAUCUAUUUUGUGCCCUGCGUCAUACUGGUAACAUGAAGUUUUUGUACUCUAAGAGAUGUUUCUGCUAUCCCUUCACUUGACUUUGGGCAACUGGCACUGGAUUUCAUGCGUGAGGAGUCAGAGCGUCACUUUGAAAUGAUCACGAACACACCAACUGUUGAGGAAAUGAACAAGUCUUCAUAUAUUGGGGGAUGUCUUCCUAUUUGGGGAAUCAUUUAUCUGGAUUUUGUUGAUUUUGAUGUUAUUGAGAAUCAUCAGUCAAAUGUGGAUUACUCUCUUCCUCGGAUAUCUCAUGUGAAGACUGAAGAUUUCAAGUAUCUUGCAAUGGUUGAUAGGAAUUAUGAGUUUAGGAAAAAUUACGGGGUUUUACCACUGCGCGGCAUAUCACGCACCCCAUAUGCCAAUGAGGCGCUUGUUAACAAUGCUCCUGAUGCUGCUGGUGUGUUUAAUUCAGUUCCUUAUGUGGAGGUCAACAAUGCCAAUAGUGUUCCUGAAGCUCUGAAUGGGAACACGUCAAUUGAUUCAAAAUGUCCUCAUAUCAUUUCAGAAGGUACCAGAUGCACUGCAAAAUUUGAACCAGGCGUAAAAGUGAAACCAGAGCCACAUUUGAAAUCAGAGGUUCCCUCCUAUGAUGUCUUUAAGCAGGAGCCAAUCGGACCGAAAUUUGAGAACAUUUCUGUCCUGAAUUCGGUGUACCAAACACCAAUUUUCCCUGUUCACGUUACACCUCUGAAUACCAACUCUGUUGAUCAAGCAACUACUUCACAACCUAAGCAUGAAGAAAUCUUUCUAUCGACUGAAGCAGUUGAUAUCAAAUUUUCUAGUGGAGUUAAUGCAAAAAGAAGUUUUAUAUUGAUUAGUUCCGCUUCUCCAAAUGAAAGAGUCGAGCGCUUCCAAGGGACUCCAAUCAUUAUUGAGGAUGAUUCUCCUAUCACACCUGCUGCUGCGACUAACGAAGACAUACCAGCCUCUCACUGUCAUACAAGUGUAGGAAUUCCAAUGAACAUGGACUUUGUUGACCAACGAGGCUAUUCUACAAUUAAUAAUGCAGAAGCUGGACCAAGUACAGGACAUAAUACAAUUGGAAAGAAGAACAGAAAAAAAGAGCAGCUAAACUUCAAUCUCCUGAUCCACCCAAGAAACUCAAAAUAUCUCGAGAAGUGGAUAUCUUCUUUUCCGAAUAUCUGAGGAAGCCUAUCUUCCAAGAAGACACACUUUUUGUUGACAUAGAGGGUUUUCCUGUAAGCUAUGAGAAUUACUUAAAUUCAUUUAAAGCGAGGGGUGAGAUUGGAGAUGAAGUGAUGAACUCAUUUAUUCAAGUUCUUAACUACGAAUCAAAGAUGUCAUCUAAAGUAAAGCCUUAUGUCAAGAAGUACUGUUUCACUUUGUACUUCACU